AUGAUGGAGAAGGUGAUGUUUGAGCGGAAAUCGGAGGACUUGCAGAAGCAAGCGGGAUGGAUGUCUGAAGUAGAACAUGCCUCGUGUGCUCUAGGGCAACUAGGAAAUGUGUGGAGAGAGCGGGGAGAGUCAGCCUACUGCCCUUCAUCUCCAUCACCACCACCACCACCAUCACAAUCACCAUCACCACCAAUACCACCACCAUCACCAUAAUCACUACCACCAACAGAAAUACCACCACCACCAUCAUCACCACCACCACCAUCAUCACCACCACCACCAUCACCACCACCAUUGCCAUCAUCACCAUCACCACCACCACCACCACCACUAUCACCUUCAUCACUACCACCACCAGAAACACCACCACCACCACCACCACCACCAUCACCAUCAUCACUACCACCACCAGAAACACCACCACCACCACCAUCACCAUCAUCACUACCACCACCAGAAAUACCACUACCACCACCACCACCACCAUCAUCACCACCAACACCACCACCAUCACCACCACCACCACCACCACCAUCAUCACUACCACCAUCACCACCACCACCACCAUCACCACCACCAACAACACCACCACCACCACCAUCAUCACCACCAACACCACCACCAUCACCACCACCACCACCACCACCAUCAUCACUACCACCAUCACCACCACCACCACCAUCACCACCAACAACAACACCACCACCACCACCAUCAUCACCACCAACACCACCACCAUCACCACCACCACCACCACCACCAUCAUUACCACCACCACCACCACCAUUACCACCACCACCACCACCAUCACCGCCACCACCACCACUACCAUCACCACCACCACCACCAUCACCGCCACCAAUACCACCACCAUCACCAUCAUCUCUACCACCAUCAGAAAUACCACCACCAUCAUCACCACCACCACCACCGCCAUCACCAUCAUCACCAUCACCACCACUACCACCAUCACCAUCAUCACUACCACCACCAGAAACACCACCACCACCAUCACCACCACCGACACCAACACCAUCACCACCACCACCACUGCCGCCAUCGCCAUCAUCACCAUCAUCACCAUCACCAUCAUCACUAUCGCCACCAGACACACCACCACCACCACCACCAUCACCACCACCACCACCACCACCACCAUCAUCACCACCAACACCACCACCAUCACCAUCAUCACUACCACCACCACCAACACCACCAUCACCAUUAAUACCAUCACCACCACCACCACCAUCACCACCACCACUACCAUCACCAUCAUCACUACCACCAUCACCAACACCACCACCACCACCACCACCACCAUCACCAUCAUCACUACCACCAUCACCACCACCACCACCAUCAUCACCACCACCACCACCAUCACCACCACCAUCAUCACCAUCAUCA
This is a messenger RNA of Sciurus carolinensis (gray squirrel), 1410 nucleotides long. Its product is annotated as basic proline-rich protein-like. Lineage: Eukaryota; Metazoa; Chordata; Mammalia; Rodentia; Sciuridae. The transcript has 3 exons. The record is from RefSeq and is a predicted model, not a curated record. The annotation marks the transcript as partial.